Messenger RNA from Schizosaccharomyces octosporus yFS286, 1786 nucleotides. RefSeq names its product F-box protein Pof9. The transcript has 2 exons. The record is from RefSeq and is a predicted model, not a curated record. NCBI's taxonomy places the organism in Eukaryota, Fungi, Ascomycota, Schizosaccharomycetes, Schizosaccharomycetales, Schizosaccharomycetaceae. Bases 59 to 1417 code for a protein of 452 amino acids. Gene Ontology annotation, cellular component: cytoplasm. Gene Ontology annotation, molecular function: protein binding; guanyl-nucleotide exchange factor activity.
UGCUGAUCGCAAUUGAAGUCUCUUUCCCUCUAACCAUCACUUCAUAACGAAGACUGUUAUGUUAAGCGCUCCACUGCUUCGGUUAUCACUAGAUAUUUUAAUUGAGAUUGGUAGCUAUCUUGAUUCUGAAGACCUGCUUCAUCUAAUUCAAACUUGCAGGCAGUUUCAUCUUGUAUUCGAGAACAAAACAGUUUGGCUCAGAUUAUGUAAACGAAUUGAAGGAUUAGCCGUCGGUAUACCUGAACAGGUAGAUUAUAAAAGACUAUAUUUGAGAUGGAAGAAGAAAGGAUAUGUUUAUACUUGGGGAGAAAAAAGCUGGAAUCGUUUAGGGCGAUUGGUAAGUCAUACACAUUUUCCCCAUCACAAGCCUAUAGCCUUAACGGGUUCGUAUGCGGUAAAGGCUGUCCAAAUAGCAGUUGGUGGGUAUGGAAUAUUUUUACUUAACGAGGAUGGAAAAUUACAUAUAACUGGAAAAAGGACGAAUUCAUUUUCACAGGUGGUUUCCGAAUUGGGUUUCGUAUAUUCCAUCCAUGCUGGCCGAGACUACUGCUUGGCGAUGUCCGAUGAGGGAAAUUUAUGGCAAGUUGGCGCGAAUUCAACAUUGUGUUUGACAAAGGAUAACGUUUUGUCGGACUAUAGAGGAAAAUUUAGCAUUUUUCGAAGUGGUUGGGAUUGUCUAUCAGUUUUUGUUCCGCAAGUCGGCUUUUUGUUAUGGAAGAGUGGAACAGAAUCUGAGCCUACAGUCUAUAAAAUUUACAUUGGACAAGAUGUAGUAAAUGUUUCCGAUUACGUUCUGUGCGCUGGCUUUCUUGUGUUCACAAUAGUUAAUGAAUCGUUGGUUUUCCGCGUAGACCUUGAUGGGAAUUAUGAACAGCAAGCAAAAGAACUUAAAAAUUUCCGAAUCUCUGAAGGAAACGGUCCAUGGAAGCUUUCGGGUAGCUUUCGUACCUUUAGUUGCCUUUCCGGAAACGGAAAUACGGUAUAUAUGGGGAAUGAAUCUACGAAAGAGACAGAUGCUAAGCCAAUUGUUCACGAAUUUUUACAGAACCAAUCGAUAAAAAGGCUCGUUCAUGGAGAUUAUCAUCACCUUUUAUUGAAGCAGGAUGGAUCAGUUUGGUCUUGGGGAAUGGAAUUAUCAAAUUGCGGUUGUCUAGGUUUAGGAACUUUAUAUAACCAAAUUGGGGACAAUGUCUUAAUAGAUGUUCCAGGACGCCGCGUGACAGUGUUAAGACCUCAAAGGGUAUCUUGGAACGCAACUUGUAUCUCAAUUGCAGCGGGCGGUUGGCAAAGUGCAAUGAUGGCGAUUUCUGACAAGGUUUUGCCGGAUGCAAUGGAACCGGCAAGGAUGACCGGUCUAUCCUUGACACAUGCAAGUGUUCCCGUGUUGCAUUUUUUACGGAGCAGACGUACUGAUUAGACAUAUCCAAGGGAGGAAACUCUUAUGAAGCCAGUACAUUUUUUGUUGUUUUUCCUUGAUGGUGUACACAUAUGCAAUUUAUGAGAUUUUAUAAUGAAUGAACGCAAUUACGAACGAAAGACAAAAUUUACAAGUUUUACAUAUAACAAGAUCCUCGAGUACAACGACCGAAAGUUUUGUGAGAUGAAUGCAGGAGUUGACUUUUAACAAUAUUAUAAUGAUUAUCAACAGAUGUAACGAUAAUAAAUCGGUUCAAAUAUCGAAAGUCAAUCCUGAAAGACUGUAAAAUGCUAGCCGACAUACAAAUAAACUAUGCUAUAAUAGCGUACCCGAAAUAAUAUAAAAAGCAAUCGAGAGCUUAAAUCCACA